GUUGAUUAUGAGCCAUACAACUUCUUGGGCUUGCUAGAUUGGUUAGUAGAGGGUCAUUUUCCUGAUCCAUUGGGACUUCUAAGCUUAACCCAAUUUUAAGCUACUUUUUCUUCUGCUAUCCUAAGGUCUAACCGGAACCAUUAAGAUCAAUUCACUGUUUUUCAGGGACAAUUGCUCCUCCUUCUUCUGGUUGGAUUGUUCCAAGUCUUCAUUGGACCAUCCAUAUUCGCAUUGGACUCAACUAUGCCCGAUUCAACACCCGCCGCCAUCAUCACCACCACCACCGUUGCACCAAAUGAAAUUGAAUUGCCACAGGGUAUUUUGGAAUUUUUUCCUUGUAACAUCGGAACACAAUGCUCCGGGUCAGAACGAUUGAUGGGAGGUGGUCCAACCAUUUUGGAUGUUACAGAGUGUAUUCAGUUUUGCGUACGAACCGUUGCCAAUGAAGGUUUGUCCCAAGUUGUGUUUGAGGAAGGCAACUCUUGUUUGUGUCAUCUUAGUGGUACAUGUAUCAUAUCUGAUGCUCCUCCAGGCGAGAUAACCCAAGUGUAUUCCAAGGGAUCGGAUGAAGCCUGCCCCUAAAGAAAAAGUGCCUCUCUCGACCAAGAGUUACCUUGAUUAACAACGAUCGCCCUAGAAGGAAUGUUAAUUGUGUCCAUGUAAAUUCAAAUGAUUGAAUUGUAUUUUGAAUCAUUCAAAUAAAGUACUUGUUUUCAACAUAUGUCAAUAAGUGUAAGGAGUAC
This is a messenger RNA of Tigriopus californicus, 743 nucleotides long. RefSeq lists its product as uncharacterized. The transcript has 2 exons. The record is from RefSeq and is a predicted model, not a curated record. Bases 244 to 582 code for a protein of 112 amino acids. Lineage: Eukaryota; Metazoa; Arthropoda; Copepoda; Harpacticoida; Harpacticidae.